UUAAACCCUAGAGGCCUUAAACCUUGUGUCUGCGCCGCGUUACCUAUCACUCUGACCGCUCUCAACUUCUUCCUCCUAAGCAAAUUUCUUCAAUCCUCUGCGUUCUAGCAUCAUAAUCCUUCGUGUGGUUUCGUUUCUCAAAAAUUGGUUGGUUGAGAAAGAUAAAACAUGGUUGAAUCGGAGAAGGCAUCCGUUGAAGAGCUGAAGAAGAGGAUAAGGAAGAGGACUCGUGGGAAGAAGAAUGAGCAGCAAAAACCGGAAGAAGAAACCCACAAUGUAGAGGAAGUCUUAGAUGAAAUGCAGAAGAAGAGUGGAAAGAAGGUUAAGGAAGUCAAGUUGCAAGGGAGAGGCCAAAUCGAGGAAGAGGUGGAAGCAAAGGAGGAAGGCGAAGAAGAUAAGAAUAACUUGAUUGUCAGGGAAGGGAUAAUGACUAACGAGACUUUUGAAUCCCUCAACUUAUCAGAGCAAACUUCAAAAGCUAUGAAGGAGAUAGGAUAUCUUUACAUGACGCAAAUUCAAGCCGGAUCUAUUCGGCCUCUAAUAGAGGGAAAAGAUGUUCUCGGUGCUGCCAGGACUGGUUCUGGUAAAACCCUUGCUUUUCUCAUACCGGCUGCAGAGUUGCUGUAUAAAGAGCGUUUCUCCCCUUCCAAUGGGACUGGUGUCAUUGUUAUUUGUCCCACAAGAGAGCUUGCUAUUCAGACCAAAAAUGUGGCGGACGAGCUACUCAAGCAUCACUCACAGACAGUCGGCAUGGUUAUUGGUGGCAAUAACAGAAGGUCGGAAGCACAACGCCUUGCGAAAGGUGCAAACUUGUUGAUAGCAACUCCGGGACGUCUUCUUGACCAUCUUCACAAUACAAAGGGUUUCAUUUAUAAACACCUGAAGUGCCUUGUGAUUGAUGAAGCUGAUAGGAUACUGGAAGAGAAUUUUGAGGAAGACAUGAAUAAGAUUUUAAAGAUUUUACCAAAGACUAGGCAAACUGCGUUAUUCUCUGCCACUCAGACUUCUAAGGUCAAAGAUCUUGCUCGGGUGUCAUUAACAUCUCCUGUUCAUGUUGAUGUCGAUGAUGGCAGACGCAAGGUGACGAAUGAAGGAUUGGAGCAAGGCUACUGUGUUAUUCCGAGCGAAAAAAGACUUAUCCUUCUAAUUUCCUUUUUGAAAAAGAACCCUAAAAAGAAAAUCAUGGUAUUUUUCUCGACUUGCAAGUCGGUACAAUUCCAUGCAGAAAUCAUGAAAAUAAGCAAUGUGGAUGUUUGUGAUAUCCAUGGAGGACUGGAUCAGAAUAGAAGAACUAAAACCUUUUUCGACUUCAUGAAAGCAGAAAAAGGUAUCAUGUUAUGUACUGAUGUUGCUGCCCGUGGUCUCGAUAUUCCGGCUGUGGACUGGAUUGUACAGUAUGAUCCUCCAGACAAGCCAACGGAAUAUAUCCAUAGGGUUGGUCGAACGGCCCGUGGAGAAGGAGCAAAGGGAAAGGCUUUGCUUGUAUUGAUUCCUGAAGAGCUUCAGUUUAUUCGCUACCUUAAGGCUGCAAAAGUACCUGUUAAAGAGCUUGAGUUGAAUGAGAAGAUGCUAAUGAAUGUUCGAUCUCAGCUGGUGAAAUGUGUUACCGAAGACUAUAAUCUGAACAGGUUAGCCAAGGAUGCAUACCGAGCUUAUAUCUCAGCAUACAAUUCACACUCUUUAAAAGACAUCUUCAAUGUUCACCGACUCGAUCUCCAGGCGGUUGCAGCAUCAUUCUGCUUCUCUGGUCCACCUAAAGUGAAUCUGAACAUAGAAAGUAGGGCUGGGAAAGUGAGGAAAGCAAGGAAUCAGCAAGGUCGCAGUGGCUUCGGCCCUUACAGUCCCUAUGGCAAGUCCAAACCUAAAGAUGCGUGAUGUCUCGGAUCGCCUUACAAAAUUACUAUUUGCUCCUUAGUUGGACACUUGUUUUUGAUUAAUUACCACCAAGUUUUGUUUCAAGAGUAUACAGCAUGUUUAAUUUAAAUGAAAUGUUUCUUAUAAGUUAUAAUACCUGGCUUACUAGCAAUAUUUUUCA
Molecule: messenger RNA, 2035 nt
Organism: Capsella rubella
Lineage: Eukaryota; Viridiplantae; Streptophyta; Magnoliopsida; Brassicales; Brassicaceae
Product: DEAD-box ATP-dependent RNA helicase 51
Exons: 13
Coding region: 169-1875 (568 amino acids)
Biological process (GO): maturation of LSU-rRNA from tricistronic rRNA transcript (SSU-rRNA, 5.8S rRNA, LSU-rRNA)
Cellular component (GO): nucleolus
Molecular function (GO): ATP binding; nucleic acid binding; RNA helicase activity
Source: RefSeq, a predicted model, not a curated record